This is a messenger RNA of Phalaenopsis equestris, 2298 nucleotides long. RefSeq names its product interactor of constitutive active ROPs 2, chloroplastic. The record is from RefSeq and is a predicted model, not a curated record. Bases 334 to 2145 code for a protein of 603 amino acids. NCBI's taxonomy places the organism in Eukaryota, Viridiplantae, Streptophyta, Magnoliopsida, Asparagales, Orchidaceae. The transcript has 5 exons.
AAAAUCACUGACCGGUGAACAAAAACUCACCGUCCCGGACACGGGGAAAUUGUACAAUUCAAUUAAUAGACCCGCGCGGGGAGAGCUCAGAGGCUGAAGCACUCACUAUUACCUGAAAAAUAUAAAUUUUCCACUCUCUUUCUCUAUCUUGCCCCAAGAUUCCCCCUUUCUCCCUCCUCCCCUGUUAAAGUCCCCGGGAGCUGCGUGAGGAAGAAGACGGCAGACACAGGGAACGCCUGACAAGCCGGCGAGGAGCUCAUUAGCCGUCAACAAGGAGAGGUUUUUUAACGUGGGAGGAAGAAGAAGACUUCACGAUUCAUAGGAAGAUUAAAGAUGCCGACAUCAAAAGCCAGGAAUGGAUCGUCAGAAGUUCCUCAGAAGACUUCUCCCGUCACUCCCAAGUCAUCUCGCGGAUCAAAGAAAGCGGGCUCUGAAUCUGAUUCAGUCAGUUCAAAGCUCACACCUGGAAAGAGCUCAGCUGAAAGAAGUCCCAAGAUCACCGAACGCCGGUCGCCCAAAAGCCCUGUGUUUGCGAAGAAGCUGUUGGUCAAACCGAGUGACCUAGAGAAUGAGGUUACUCGUCUACGAGAUGAAUUGAAGAAAACAAAUGAUCAGUUGAACUUGUCUGAAUCAUUGAAGAAGCAGGUACAACUGGAAUCUGAAGGGGUCAUGAAAAUGCUCACAGCCAUGGAAGGAAAGCUUGAGGAGUCACAGAACCAGCUUGCGGAGUUCUCCACCGCAGAGAAUGCUCGUCGUCAAGAGCUUCACAAAAUCUCUCAGGAGCGUGAUAAGGCAUGGCAAUCUGAGCUUGAAGCCCUCCAGAAACAACAUACAGAUGACUCAGUGGCUCUGGAAUCUUUGAUGAAUGAGAUUCGAAGGCUUAAACAACAGCUUGAUAUGGUUAUGAAAUCUGAAACAUCCCAGGUGGAGGAUUCUGAGACUGUACAAACUGAAUUAGCAGCCUUGAAACAAGAUAUGGAAGCUACCCAAUCCACUGUUGAGAACCUUAAAGUCCAGAUUAAUGAGAAGGUGAUAGUAGAGGAAGAGGCAAAACUCGCAGCUUCUGAGAUCCAGAAGCAGUUAGAAAUGGCCAAUGCCACCAUUGAAAGUCUCCGUAGCGAGGGAUGCGGUCUACAACAGUCCUUGAACUCUGUAACUUCCAAUUUAGAAGAAUCUAAACUUCGAGUCAGUGCACUCGAGGAAAUGGUGAAAGAACUUCAGUUGUCUGUAGAAGAUGAUGAAGUAGGAGGGAAGCCUCCAUCUGAAGCUGAAUCUGUUGCAUCAGAAUCUGAAUUGGAACUAUUGAGGGCUGCCCUUGAAGCAGCGGAGGCUAAGCUCCAUGAGGAACAAAUUGAAAGCACUAUGAAGAUCCAAUCAGCAAUUGAGAUGGCUGAGCAUGUGAAAGUUGAUGCAGGGCUGAGGGAAUUAGAACUGGAGUCAACCUUACAGAAAACAACUGCAGAGCUUUUAGAUUUGAAAGCUCGCCUUUUGAGUAUGGAAACGGAACUCCCAGCCAUAUCGCGAAUGAAUGAGGAAUUGAAAGAUGAAAUGGAUAAGGCAAUGGCAAGCCAUUUUGAUUCGGAGAUGAGGCUGAUAAAGGCUAGUACAGAAGUCACAGAACUGAAAUCAAACCUCUUGGAUAAGGAGACACAGCUGCAAAGCAUUAUGGAUGAGAAUGAACAGCUAAAAUUGGAGCUCAAGAGAGACAGGGAGCAUCAGGAGAAUUAUGCUGCAGCUAUAUUGGAUGCCGAGAGAGCAAAAGCUGCAGAACAAGAAGCACUGAUGAGACUAGGUAUUGUCAAUGGGGAGGCUGAAAAGAAUAACAAGAAGGCAGCAAAGGUCUUGGAGCAGCUUGAGGCUGCUCAGGCAGUGAAAUCAGAGAUGGAGGCUGAGCUGAGGAGGCUUAGCGUGCAGUCAGAUCAGUGGAGAAAGGCAGCUGAGGCAGCUGCAGCAGUUCUCACACCAGGGAACAAUGGCAGAAUAGUUGAGAGGACGGGCUCUCUUAAUUCAGACUACAAUUCACUGCUCCCUGGGAUGCUGCUAAGCUCCCCUUUCUCCGACGACUUGGAUGAUGAAUCUCCCAAGAGGAAGAAUGGCAAUAUGCUGAUGAAGAUUGGCGGAUUGUGGAAGAAGGGCUCAAAGUGACCAGAUUUGAUCUAACUGGUCAUUAUUCUAAGGAGGAUUUGCAGCUGUUUUGCUGUCAUGGGAGAUUUUCGUUGCUUAUUUUUUUAUCUGCAACUCCGGAAGUUGAAUUUGGGGUACUUUUGAACAUUAUUGUAUAAAUAUUUUCUUCUUUUU